Chionomys nivalis (European snow vole) is the source of this 1384-nucleotide messenger RNA. RefSeq names its product ERCC excision repair 1, endonuclease non-catalytic subunit (gene Ercc1). Gene Ontology annotation, molecular function: single-stranded DNA binding; damaged DNA binding. Gene Ontology annotation, cellular component: ERCC4-ERCC1 complex; nucleus; nucleotide-excision repair factor 1 complex. Lineage: Eukaryota; Metazoa; Chordata; Mammalia; Rodentia; Cricetidae. The record is from RefSeq and is a predicted model, not a curated record. The transcript is spliced from 11 exons. Gene Ontology annotation, biological process: mitotic recombination; UV-damage excision repair; nucleotide-excision repair. Bases 435 to 1364 code for a protein of 309 amino acids.
AGUCCAACCCUGGUCACAUGAGGCUGCGGCAUGGGGGCCCUGGGAGGAGGUGUGCUGGGCCAAUGGGUAACCCUCCCAGUUCGUGGAUGGCAUCUUAGAUGCAGCCGGGAUGUUUCAGACUGGUGACAGAGGCGGUGGAGGAGACAGAAAGCGCUCAACAGGGCCUUGUAACAGAACCACAUGGUUUCACAGACUCUUAGGUACCAAGAUCCACGCCUCUUUCCGGCCCAAACUUCCACGGUCCUCCAGGACCAUAGAGAGCAGAGCGAAGACAGCUCCUCUCCGCGCUACCUCCCCCAGGGAGCAGCGAGACGAGCGGAGGGCCAGAGCGGCCGGAAGUGAAGCCAGCCGGGGGUCGCGCUGGCCGGGCUGGCGGUGUGUCGACUCUAUUUCCUUUGUGCUUUCUUGUGGGCCUCGGGAAGAGCAGGCCCCAGAUGGACACUGGGAAGGACGAGGGAAGUCUGCCGCGGUCUUCGGGGCCGCCCACUAAGAAGAAGUUUGUUAUCCCACUGAAGGAAGUCGAGAUCCCUCCUGCAGGGGUCAAGCCCUUAUUCAGAUCUUCCCGAGACCCCAGCACUACAGCAAGCUCAGCCCAAGUGGCUCCUCAGACAUACGCCCAGUAUGCCAUUGCCCAGCCUCCAAGAGGGGCUGGGGCCACAGGGCACACAGGCUCUGAACCUGUGAAGGGAGAGAACCCCAGCCAGACCCUGAAAACAGGAGCCAAAUCCAAUAGUAUCCUGGUGAGCCCGCGGCAGAGGGGCAACCCUGUAUUGAAGUUUGUGCGCAAUGUUCCCUGGGAAUUCAGCGAGGUGACCCCUGACUAUGUGCUGGGCCAGAGCACUUGUGCCCUCUUCCUCAGCCUCCGCUACCACAACCUCCAUCCAGACUACAUCCAUGAACGGCUGCAGAGCCUGGGGAAGACCUUUGCCCUGCGUGUGCUGCUGGUCCAAGUGGACGUGAAAGACCCUCAGCAGGCCCUGAAGCAGCUGGCUAAGAUGUGCAUUUUAGCAGACUGCACCCUGGUCCUGGCCUGGAGCGCGGAGGAAGCAGGGCGGUACCUGGAGACCUACAAGGCUUAUGAGCAGAAGCCUGCUGACCUCCUCAUGGAGAAGUUGGAGCAGAACUUCCUGUCCCGGGCUACCGAGUGUCUGACCACUGUGAAGUCAGUCAACAAGACCGACAGCCAGACCCUCCUGGCUACAUUUGGAUCCCUUGAACAGCUCUUCACUGCCUCACGGGAAGAUCUAGCCUUGUGCCCAGGCCUGGGCCCCCAGAAGGCUCGCAGGCUCUUUGACGUCCUCCAUGAACCCUUCCUCAAAGCGCCCCGGCGACCCGCUGCCACCGAAGCCCCAGUGUUGCAAUAAAGCGUUUUCCAGGCCCAGGC